AUUGAACAAAUCUCCCCCGUGUACUGUCAUUUAAAAGCCCGAGUACACUACAUAGUGAAAGGCUGGGUUCUUGUUAGGACACAAAUUUACAAGCUGUGUGGACUUGGGGAUGGAAAUUAAACACCUCUUGUUUUUGGUUGCUGCUACUUGCUUACUGCCUAUGUUGUCCAUGAAAAGGAAAUCAGCUAAAGACCAAUUUAAUAAGCUCGUCACUGACUUGCCAAAUGUACAACAAGAGAUCGUUAAUAUACACAACGCCCUCAGAAGAGGAGUAGUUCCACCAGCCAGCAACAUGCUGAAGAUGAGUUGGAGUGAAGAGGCUGCACAAAAUGCCAGAACUUUUUCAAAGUAUUGUGAUAUGACAGAGAGCAACCCCCUUGAGAGGAGACUUCCAAAUACCUUUUGCGGAGAAAAUAUGCAUAUGACAUCUUAUCCUGUAUCAUGGUCCAGUGUAAUUGGAGUCUGGUACAGUGAGUCUAAAAAUUUCAAACAUGGACAAUGGACAACAACGGAUGAUGACAUAAGUACUGACCAGUACACUCAGAUUGUUUGGGCCACGUCUUACCUGAUUGGCUGUGCCAUUGCAUCAUGCCGCCACAAAGGAUCACCUCGAUAUUUCUAUGUUUGUCACUAUUGUCAUGACUAACCCCUGUAUCUACUAUGAUGAAUACUCCGACUGUGACUUACAAGUCCAUUAUCUUGGAUGCAACCACUCGACAACUAACCUGUUCUGUAAAGCCACUUGUCUGUGUGACACGGAGAUAAAAUAGGUCUUUGUUAUUUUCAUCAGUUCUGUGCUGUGACGAUGAGGAGAAGAUGUCUGUUGGAUCUUAUCUUUUGCUAUAGUUCAGUAGUUUCUGCUAAAUUUCAUUUGAUUUUAAUCAUGCUGGAGAUCUUAACUCCUGUGCCGAUACAUCCUGAAGUAACACUGUUCUAAAUUUUCUUAGUGCUGGAGUAAAAGGCCAAGUCCAACACCUGCCUUAAAUUUAAAUCAUGCAAUUUAUAGUUCUUAAGUUGGCAUAAUUCAACUUACGGUAUAACUGAGUCUCUCAACAGUAACCUGGGCUAAAGUAGGUCUUAUGUGGUUGAACUCCCACCCCCGCUUUCCCCAUAUUUUCAGCCACUCUGAUUAUCUUCCCUGCGCAACUAACAUCCAGUAAUAAUUCUUUACUUUUAAAAUUUUACUUCUACUUUAAAUCAAUCAUUAAAGGAAUCCACAAAGCAAACAGAGUUCAGUCUCAUCUUGCAAGGUAAAUAUCACUUAAUUGGAAGUAGUUUAAAUGUCUCAUUGUUUUAUUGUCACAUCUAUAUAUACAUUUGUGAAGCAAGAAACAAUAAAAAAAGCUUCGUGUGCCAUUAAUUUAACAAAACAUGUAUUCAGUACUGAUUGCAUACAAGAUGUAUGUUUAUAUAUACAGAAAGAAUACAGUUUCAUUUCAUUUCAAAGGCAGUAUAAAAGAAAUAUGAAAAUAGCAUAAUAUGAGAAAUAAACAAGUCCCUAAAGACAUACGGGUACAUAUUAUUAUUGCCAGAUGAGCAUAAAUAGCUUUUGUUUGGAGAUUCAGGAAAGCCUUAAGGGUGGAAUGACACAUCUUCUGAGUAAACAGGAUUGCAAAGGUUAUGAUUAUUUCAACACAAUGGAACAGCACAGUUAAGGCCAACAAACGUAAAAUGCACUGAAGCAUUAGGGAAUAUUGAAUGGCUUGACAUGAAGAAAGGGAAGGC
Messenger RNA from Piliocolobus tephrosceles (Ugandan red Colobus), 1725 nucleotides. RefSeq names its product cysteine rich secretory protein 1 (gene CRISP1). Gene Ontology annotation, cellular component: extracellular region. The transcript is spliced from 7 exons. The record is from RefSeq and is a predicted model, not a curated record. Bases 110 to 646 code for a protein of 178 amino acids. Lineage: Eukaryota; Metazoa; Chordata; Mammalia; Primates; Cercopithecidae.